Molecule: messenger RNA, 1909 nt
Organism: Brassica oleracea var. oleracea
Lineage: Eukaryota; Viridiplantae; Streptophyta; Magnoliopsida; Brassicales; Brassicaceae
Product: dicarboxylate transporter 2.1, chloroplastic-like
Exons: 4
Coding region: 60-1730 (556 amino acids)
Biological process (GO): transmembrane transport
Cellular component (GO): membrane
Molecular function (GO): transmembrane transporter activity
Source: RefSeq, a predicted model, not a curated record
AAAAAAAAAAAAAAAAAACUAAAACUAAAACACUUCGCACGUCUCUCUAAUCGCCGGCGAUGGAGAGCUACGCACUUCACUCUCCCUCCACCCCCGCUUCAUUCUCCCACCAUCCCUCACGCCUGUCUCUCCUCCGCCGCAUCUCAUCGAGAUCUCCGCCUUCAACCAUCUCUCUCCCUUCCCUCCGAUCUCACUCCGUUCAACCUCUCACCUUCCCUCUCCUCAAACCAAUCCCUCGUCUCUCCGCGCGGAUCGCCGCCGCACCACGCGACGACAUCCCUCCUCCUUCUCCUUCUCCUUCUCAACCGCAGCAAGGAGCGAAACUACUCCCCCUGAUCCUCUCCCUCUCCGUCGGUCUAAUCCUCCGAUUCGCCGUCUCUCUACCGGAAGGUCUCACCCCGCAAGGGUGGCAGCUUCUCUCCAUCUUCCUCUCCACGAUCGCCGGCCUCGUACUCAGCCCACUUCCCGUCGGAGCAUGGGCCUUCAUGGGCCUCACCGCUUCGAUCGUCACCAAAACGCUUUCCUUCUCAGCAGCGUUCUCCGCCUUCACGAGCGAAGUCAUCUGGCUGAUCGUCAUCUCCUUCUUCUUCGCUCGUGGGUUCGUUAAAACAGGUCUCGGUGAUAGGAUCGCUACUUACUUCGUGAAGUGGCUUGGGAAGAGCACGUUAGGUCUCUCUUAUGGAUUGACGAUUAGUGAAGCUUUGAUUGCUCCUGCGAUGCCUAGUACGACGGCUAGAGCCGGCGGUAUUUUCUUGCCGAUCAUUAAGUCGCUUUCGUUAUCGGCGGGGAGUAAACCGGGAGAUUCUUCUUCGAGGAAGUUAGGCUCUUACUUAAUCCAAUCCCAGUUUCAGUGUGCUGGAAACUCUAGUGCUCUGUUCUUGACUGCAGCAGCUCAGAACUUGUUGUGCCUCAAGUUAGCUGAGGAGCUUGGAGUAGUGAUUGCAAACCCAUGGGUUUCUUGGUUUAAGGCUGCUAGUCUACCUGCAAUCAUAUCGCUUCUUUGUACACCACUAAUCCUCUAUAAGCUCUACCCUCCAGAAACCAAGGACACACCGGAGGCUCCUGGCAUUGCUGCUUUGAAACUCAAGGAGAUGGGUCCCGUCACUAAAAACGAAUGGAUCAUGGUCGGAACAAUGCUUCUUGCCGUCACUCUUUGGAUCUGUGGAGAGAGUCUUGGGAUACCAAGUGUUGUAGCUGCAAUGAUCGGUCUCUCCAUACUUCUUCUCCUUGGUGUACUUAACUGGGACGACUGCCUAAGCGAAAAAUCAGCGUGGGACACAUUAGCUUGGUUUGCGGUCUUGGUGGGGAUGGCAGGACAGCUCACGAACCUCGGUGUUGUUACAUGGAUGUCUGAUUGUGUAGCCAAAGUUUUACAAUCACUCUCCUUGAGCUGGCCUGCUGCGUUUGGUCUUCUACAAGCAGCUUACUUCUUCAUUCACUAUCUGUUCGCAAGUCAAACCGGUCACGUUGGAGCUCUCUUCUCAGCUUUCUUGGCUAUGAAUAUAGCAGCAGGUGUUCCAGGGGUAUUAGCUGCACUCGCUUUGGCGUAUAACACCAAUCUUUUUGGUGCUUUGACUCAUUACAGUAGUGGUCAAGCCGCUGUCUACUAUGGAGCUGGUUAUGUUGAUCUACCUGAUGUAUUCAAGAUUGGAUUUGUGAUGGCUACGAUUAAUGCUAUCAUCUGGGGAGUAGUUGGAACUUUCUGGUGGAAGUUUUUGGGUCUCUAUUAAGAGAAGUUGGUUGUUCUUGAAGCUUACAACUACGUUAAAAUCUUCGUUCAUCAUUUAGUUUCGAGGGUUUUGUCUCCUCUCCUUUUUAAUUUACAUACGAAUAGAGAAUACGACAAUUCUUUGUAACAUAGAUAUACAGAGAUUUGUCAACAUGGAGACUCUGGUCUCUUCUCUUUUUA